This is a messenger RNA of Panthera uncia (snow leopard), 494 nucleotides long. Its product is annotated as NADH dehydrogenase [ubiquinone] 1 subunit C1, mitochondrial-like. NCBI's taxonomy places the organism in Eukaryota, Metazoa, Chordata, Mammalia, Carnivora, Felidae. The record is from RefSeq and is a predicted model, not a curated record. Gene Ontology annotation, cellular component: mitochondrion.
AAAAAAAAACAGCAGUCUUCAACAGUUGCUAUAGAGCCAACAACCUGGCAAGGUUCCUGUGAUGAUCAAAAAACAAAAGGCAAGUUGAGAAACAAAAACACAGGGGCUUGGAACAGCAAGAUGGCAUCACAUGCAUUGUUGUGCCCCUUCUCCAAGCUGCUGGCUCCAGCCAGUCUCCCAAGCAGCAAUUCAGCAUGGUCAAAGUUCUAUGUUCAGGAGUCAUCACACGACAGACCUGACUGGCUGAAGGUUGGAUACACCUUGACAACUGUCUUCUUUCAGAUUUAGCUCAAACAACACAGUAAAGAUGCUUUAGAGUAUAAAAGAAGAGAUGGGUUGGAAUAAAAUAUUCAAACAGUAAUACGGUAUGCUCCAUAUAGUGAUUAUACCAGUUCCUUUGGAUUCACCAGUAUGUGGAGUUGUAAAUGUGGGAGAAAAAGUUCUGUGUACAUAUGUCAAAUCACCCUAUGGGUUUUGUGUCAUUAAACGGAAAA